AUGCUUGUGUUCGGCGCCAUUGUCAUUGUUGCCACUGCUCUUCUAGCGACCUUUGUUCUUCGGUGGUUGCGGCCCAAAGAAUUGGAGAUCAAGGGCAAACACGUGUGCAUCACUGGGGGUUCUGAAGGAAUCGGAUUGAGUUUGGCACAGGAAUGCGUAAGAAAAGGUGCUUUUGCCGUUACACUUAUCGCAAGAAGUCCGAAGAAAUUGGAGGUGGCAGUGGAGCAGCUCUCGACUACAGCCGGUCCCUAUGAGUGCCGUUCUGCAAGCGACUCGGAAUCGAAUUCCUCGUGUGUCGUUAGAGCGUUUUCAUGUGAUGUCACUGACGCUCAAAGUGUGACGAAGCUGUUCAAGAUUGUGAAUGAAACUUCUCUGGAUGUUUUCUCGAAGGAUUCUGAAGGGCAAGAGGCGCUUGCUGCAGCGAAAUCUGCAGGUCUGGUUGCAAUAAGAACGACAGACGGAAAAUGUGUUCCAACCAAAAUUCGUCCGAUUGAUAUUUUGAUCAACUGUGCUGGGACAUGCGUUUGUGAUGAAUUCGACUCUCUAGAGCCGCAAGAAUUGGAAAUUCAAUUGCGACUGAAUGUGUGCGGAACGAUGUAUCCAUGUCAAGAAUUGAUGAAAUUCGUUCAACGUGAAGAAGAUGCGGGCGAGCAUCCGAAGAGAGUGAUCGUCUUGUUGGGUUCACUUGCGUCUCAGCUUAAUAUUUACGGGUUUGUUGCUUAUGGAGCGUCAAAGUUUGCUAUACGAGGAAUUUGGGAGGCUUUAACGAUGGAAUGUGACCCUCUGAACAUUAGAAUCGUUUGUGCAUUCCCUCCAAAUACAGACACUCCCGGAUUUGAGAUCGAAAACCGCCGCAAACCAGAAAUCACAAAGAUCAUCGAAGAUACUCCUGGUUUGUAUACCGCUGAUGAAGUCGCCACUUCUAUUAUUGAUGGCAUAGAGCGAGGUAAGAGCUCUCUUGUUCGCUUGGGACAUCAAAGGUGUCAGGGUCCCGACGAGUUACGGUUGGCGUUAUGGAGUUGUAGCGGUCGUCCUUUCGGCCUACUGGCGCAAUCUCAUUCACAAACAAUCGAGAAAAAAUACAGAGAAUAA
Molecule: messenger RNA, 1092 nt
Organism: Condylostylus longicornis
Lineage: Eukaryota; Metazoa; Arthropoda; Insecta; Diptera; Dolichopodidae
Product: 3-ketodihydrosphingosine reductase-like
Exons: 6
Coding region: 1-1092 (363 amino acids)
Biological process (GO): sphingolipid biosynthetic process
Cellular component (GO): endoplasmic reticulum membrane
Molecular function (GO): 3-dehydrosphinganine reductase activity
Source: RefSeq, a predicted model, not a curated record